Molecule: messenger RNA, 4340 nt
Organism: Sycon ciliatum
Lineage: Eukaryota; Metazoa; Porifera; Calcarea; Leucosolenida; Sycettidae
Product: UDP-glucose:glycoprotein glucosyltransferase 1-like
Cellular component (GO): endoplasmic reticulum
Molecular function (GO): UDP-glucose:glycoprotein glucosyltransferase activity
Source: RefSeq, a predicted model, not a curated record
AAAGAUUGAAGAGAGAAUUUCUUUCCGAAUAUUUUCAAGAAGUCGACUCGACUGAUCGAGAUAUACUUCUCCGAAACUCAUGAUCCGUCUGUACGAGUGCUGAGGAUCUCGGAAGAGGAGACCACCAUGUCUCGGUAUAUUAGCUUGGUGGCGGCAGUAUCAGUGCUGGGACUUAUUGCCUGCUGCUCAGCUGAUGGUGACGGCGUAAAGCCCAUUACAGCUGUUUUGGACGCUAAUUGGCGUUCAAGCCCUCUGCUGCUAGAAAUCAGUGAAUUUGCUGCAUCAGAAUCCAAUGCAUCAUUCUGGUCCUUCGUUGAUGCUGCCGUUGAUGCCAGCAUUGCCUCAGACAAAGAUGAGUAUGACGACGGUAUAGCCAUUCUGAAGGCCAGCCUAAGCCAGCUUGACUUUGAUCUGCUUCGCUUUGCACUGUCGGUGCGCUUCCACUCGCCAGCUGUGCAGUCAUUUCAACAGGUUGCCGAGGAGCACUUGCACGACUCCUCUGCCAAGUCCUGUGAGACGUUUGCGACCGUCAAUGGCAAAGAUUACUGCUCAGUGUCUGAUCUGAAGACGGCCUUGGACACUGCUACCACUGAUGGGGAGUCUGAAUCAACGUCUCUCUACGACUUUGACCACGUUUACCCGUUCACGUCUGGCGCGCCGGUGACCGCUGUGGUGUAUGGCCGGCUGGGGACGGCAUCGCUACGCGAGUUCCACGCGCUCCUGAAGCCCCAGGCCAAGGCUGGCGCCGUGCGCUAUGUGCUGCGUCACUACGUGCAGCGCGAUGUCCUGGAGGCACGCGAUCCCCUGCGCAUGUCUGGCUACGGUGUAGAGCUGGCUAUCAAGAGUACCGAGUACAAAGCUGUGGAUGAUAGCGCCGUCAAAGAGUCGGAUGCUGGAUCACCUAGCAUGGGAAAGGAUGAUGAGGAUGAAGUGGAAGGCUUCCUCUUCGGUGUUCUCAAGAAGCGCUUCCCCGAGGAGCACGAGAAUCUGCGCAAGCUGCGCACUCACCUGGUGGAAGGCACCAAUGAGAUGGCCCCGCUCAAGGUCUGGCAGUUGCAAGAUUUGUCUUACCAAGCGUCUCAGCGUAUCCUGAGUUCUGAGCCAACCGAUGCUCUGCGUGUGAUGCGUGACAUCAGUCAGAAUAUCCCAAUGCUUGCCAGGUCCCUUUCGAAAACCCGUGUCCCACGUGAAGUUCGCUCUGAAAUCACCAGCAACCAGAAGAUCCUUGCCAACUAUGGUGUGGAUGCUGGUUCGUCAGUAUUCUUCAUCAACGGAAUGCUGCUGAGGCUGGAUGCCAUGGACCCAUUCCGGCUCAUUGCUCUACUGAAGUCAGAGGCCAAGGCUAUGCACGGACUGUCUUCCAUUGGCAUCACUGGUGAUGAUCUUCAGCGCACCCUAGCUAUCUCUGUACACCCCACACAGGGUGGCAAGUAUGGUGUGGAUAUGCGUGGUGAUGCAGUACAGUACAUCAAUAACGUGGAAGGUGACCAGGAGUAUGCCUCAUUUACACCAUACCUUCAGCAAAUGCUUUACGGUGUGCCCGAGGGACAUCUGCGUCGCAUUCGCAAGAACAUCUUCAAUGUGAUCUUUUGUGUCAACCCUGUGGAGGAGCAAAGCAUUCGCUUGCUACGCGGAGCGCAGAAAAUGCUCUCGGACCUGACUCCCGUCAGGAUGGGCCUGUUGUUUGUAGCUGGUGGCGGCGGUGAAGUGGAUGCUAAGCAGCAUGCCGGUGCAGCCCUGACCCGUGUCUACAAGUAUGUCCAGUCCAACCAAGGUGGCCGUUCAGCUCUCAAGUGGCUGAUUGAUUUUUAUGACAGCAACGAGUUGCCUUUCGAUGCCAGUGCUAUCUACAAGAAAGUUGUGAGUGAGUUUGGCGAAGACGAUGCCGAGGAGUUGUUUGCCAUCGAUGCUGCCGAAGACAAGAUGAGACGGCUUGGGAACCGCUUUUACCAGCGCAAGGGUCUGGGUGCUGUGCCUCGCUUGGUGAUCAAUGGCCAGAUCUUUGAAGUGCCCGCUGGAAAGGAUGUUCGCAAGUCCGUGAUCGAGGCUUGUGAAGGUAUGUCACUUUUUACCGCUACGUACUGGAACCUUCUAUGGAGUUCACCAAGACUGGGUCGGCGUGCACAUCAGUAGCUGCUGUUUUCUCCGACUUGCCCGAUAGCAUUCUGCUGACCCUGAAGAUGGACGUGCCUCAGCCGUGGAUGGUGGAGGUGGUGCGCUCCGCUUACGACUUGGACAACAUCCGUCUGGCAGAUGUGGAGCAAGCUGUCGUCAGUACAUUCCAGCUUAUUGCUAUCGUUAUGGAAGGUCACUGUUCCGACAUUGAGACUGGAUCGCCAACCCGCGGUCUUCAGUUCAUCCUGGGAACUCCCUCGCUACCUGAUCGCGUGGAUACUAUCGUCAUGGCAAACAUGGGAUACUUCCAGCUGAAGGCCAACCCUGGAGCAUGGGGUCUGCGCUUGAGAAGUGGACGCUCGCAGGAUAUCUUCCAGAUUGAGAAAACGUCAGGUGCGGAAGUCAUCAAAAGUGACGACCGGGCACUUGUUAUUGUGAAUGACUUCAAUGGAAAGUUCAUCGAGGUGUCGGUACGCAAGCGCCCCGGAAAGGAGCAGGAGGAUGUCUUGGAGGGUGGCGGUGAAGAGGAGAAGACUGGCUUCUGGGGAAAUGUGCUCGGUACGGGAGACGAGAACUAUGAAGCUGAGACUGAUGAGGUCAUCAAUGUAUUCUCCAUUGCCUCCGGUCAUUUGUACGAACGAUUCUUGAGAAUCAUGAUGUUGAGUGUGGUGAAGAAGACCAAGACACCUGUGAAGUUCUGGUUCUUGCAGAACUUCCUCUCCCCACAGUUCAAGGACUUCAUUCCACACAUGGCCAAGGAGUACGGCUUUCAGUAUGAGCUAGUCCAGUACAAGUGGCCCCAUUGGCUCCACAGACAGACCGAGAAACAGAGAAUUAUCUGGGGAUACAAGAUCUUAUUCUUAGACGUACUGUUCCCGCUCAACGUCAAGCGUAUCAUCUACGUAGAUGCUGAUCAGACGGUGCGCUCUGACCUGAAGGAGCUGAUGGACAUGGACCUAGAAGGGGCACCGUACGCCUACACACCGUUCUGCAACUCACGGCCUGAAAUGGACGGUUUCAGGUUCUGGAAAUCUGGAUACUGGGCUUCUCACCUGAGCGGGCUGCCAUAUCACAUCAGUGCACUGUACGUUGUGGAUUUGAAGCGUUUCCGUCGCCUGGCUGCUGGUGACCGUCUCCGUGGACAGUAUCAAGGUUUGAGCCAGGACCCUAACAGUCUUGCCAAUUUGGAUCAGGACUUGCCGAAUAACAUGAUCCACCAAGUGCGCAUCAAGAGUUUGCCACAGGAAUGGUUAUGGUGUGAGACUUGGUGCAGUAACAGCACCAAACCAAACGCGAAAACAAUUGACUUGUGCAAUAACCCUCAGACCAAGGAGCCCAAAUUGUCAGCAGCUAUGCGCAUUAUUCCCGAAUGGUCAUCAUACGAUCAAGAGGUGCGAUCGCUCCAGGAUCAGAUUGACGGGGCCCCGCUGCCACCAGCUGAUACACCUGCUGCAGGUUCACAAGGCCAUUCUCAUGAUGAGUUUUAGGUGGUGUUCUCCACAAUUAUACCCAAGUGCUAGCCACUGCGCCUCUAUCUCACUCGGUGCUGCGCGCUGUCACGCAGCAAUGCAUCAUCAUCAUCGUUCCGAUGGGGACUGUCUUGCUGUGCCGUGCAUGCUAGUCAGCUAGUGUGGAUGCCAAGCAGCAUUACAUCUUGCAGUGGAGUGACAUGGCGUGGGGUUGCUCCAGGGAAGUUUGCUACGUCAAGUCCAUUCUUCCUUCUUGCCUCCCGCUGCACUGGACUUUCCGAAAUAAAAACACGGCAAAACUUAUCCGCUUUAUCAUUCUCAUUUAACACUAAUUUUGUUGGUAUUUCUGCCUGCUUGCUUGCUAUGCACAUGUGCAUGGUACAUAGGUGGACUUGUGACACACUGAUAUACAUCUAGGUAUAGGAAGAGAGUAGAUAGAAGACGGCUGAUGUGUACAUAGAUAAUGUUGUUCUUGUCUAGUGGUCUGCAUCUGCAAGUGGCAGGCUGUAUUGUACCAUAGCACACGCCUUUCGACUAUUCUGCUUCUUUCCCUCCGUGUCCAUUUGCCACCUAAACCCUUUGGCUGACUUUUAUUUGCUUCCGUGCAUGUGCUUCCCGUGAAAAUGAUUCGUUCCCAUCUGUAUUUAUUUCAUUUGAACUCAGAUCAUCAUCUCUAGCUGAUGGUUUGCUGUUUGAGAGAGCUGAAGUAAAAAAUGAAACUAUCUUUCAAAAAUCAAGAACGGCAGGUGCAUUUGA